CGCCAUUGCUCUCCUCUCUCUCUCUCUCUCUCUCCUCACGCACACAUACAAACACACACACGCAGCCCCGCCGCCCGAGCGCCGCUCCUCCAUCAAGCAAGAAGACGAUGCCGAGAAGCAGGAGCCGACCCUCGCGGAUGGCGGCCCCGGUCAGACGGGCCCCUUCGCCAACACCAGCACCUCGUUCAUUUGUACCUGCUCAUGCCCCUCCAGCUGGAGUUGCUCCUAUAUCAGCAGCUCCAAAGCAGCCUGGCAUGUUUGCGCAAAUGGCAACAACUGCUGCUGGUGUAGCGGUGGGUUCAGCUGUGGGGCACACUUUGGGUCACGCUCUCACUGGAGGAUUUGGCGGAGGGAGCAACUCUGAGCCUGCAAGGCAGGACAUCACAUAUCAGGAACCUGCUUCAGCUGCACAGCCCAUGUACCAGCAGCAACAGCAGCAGCAGGGUACCUGCGAGUACGAGAUCCGACAAUUCAUGGAAUGUGCACAGAACCAGAAUGAUCUGAAGCUGUGCGAGGGUUUCAGUGAGGUGCUGAAACAAUGUAGAUUUGCAAACGGACUGUCCUAAGCAAAUACUUUGAAGAUUCCAGUUUCACUUGAAAAUAAAUAACAGAACCAUCGAAGACUAGGAUGUGGAAAAUGUUUUCAAGUUAAUUUAUCAUGUAAAUUAAACAUUAAUUUACUGUAUAAUCUACUAUUCUAAAUGUGUCUAAUUAAUGAGAUGCAUUGUUUAGUUUAUCACAUUGUAGGAAUAAAACAGAUUUCAACC
This is a messenger RNA of Callorhinchus milii (elephant shark), 767 nucleotides long. It is a transcript of the gene chchd2, whose product is annotated as coiled-coil-helix-coiled-coil-helix domain containing 2. Gene Ontology annotation, cellular component: nucleus; mitochondrion. Gene Ontology annotation, molecular function: sequence-specific DNA binding. Gene Ontology annotation, biological process: positive regulation of transcription by RNA polymerase II; mitochondrion organization. Lineage: Eukaryota; Metazoa; Chordata; Chondrichthyes; Chimaeriformes; Callorhinchidae. The record is from RefSeq and is marked provisional.